This is a messenger RNA of Mastomys coucha (southern multimammate mouse), 9035 nucleotides long. RefSeq names its product citron rho-interacting serine/threonine kinase (gene Cit). The record is from RefSeq and is a predicted model, not a curated record. Bases 144 to 6518 code for a protein of 2124 amino acids. NCBI's taxonomy places the organism in Eukaryota, Metazoa, Chordata, Mammalia, Rodentia, Muridae. The transcript has 49 exons. Gene Ontology annotation, cellular component: cytoskeleton; cytoplasm. Gene Ontology annotation, molecular function: protein serine/threonine kinase activity; ATP binding. Gene Ontology annotation, biological process: actomyosin structure organization; peptidyl-threonine phosphorylation; mitotic cytokinesis.
CCCCGCUGUCCAUCAGAGGAUGGCGAGCGCUGAUUGGUUGAGGCACGGCCGGGACCUGCCCACGUCGUUUCCUUCAAACGCUGGGGCGGGAGACUCAGGGCGGAGCGCAGCGAGCAAGUUGUUCCUUCAGCGUUGGUGGAGAGAUGUUGAAGUUCAAGUAUGGAGUGCGGAAUCCAUCGGAGGCCAGUGCCUCUGAACCCAUUGCCAGUCGGGCCUCCAGGCUAAAUCUCUUCUUCCAGGGGAAACCGCCCCUCAUGACUCAACAGCAGAUGUCUGCUCUUUCCCGGGAAGGGAUGCUAGAUGCCCUCUUCGUUCUCUUUGAAGAGUGCAGCCAGCCUGCCCUGAUGAAGAUGAAGCAUGUGAGCAGCUUUGUCCGGAAGUAUUCUGACACUGUAGCUGAGUUACGGGAGCUCCAGCCGUCAGUGAGAGACUUCGAAGUUCGAAGUCUCGUGGGCUGUGGUCACUUCGCUGAAGUUCAGGUGGUUAGAGAAAAGGCAACCGGGGACGUCUAUGCCAUGAAAAUCAUGAAGAAGAAGGCUUUGCUGGCCCAGGAGCAGGUUUCAUUUUUCGAGGAAGAGAGAAACAUAUUAUCUCGGAGCACGAGUCCUUGGAUCCCCCAAUUACAGUACGCCUUUCAGGACAAAAAUAACCUUUACCUGGUAAUGGAAUAUCAGCCUGGAGGGGAUUUGCUGUCACUUCUGAACAGAUAUGAGGACCAAUUAGAUGAGAACAUGAUUCAGUUUUACCUUGCUGAGCUGAUUUUGGCUGUCCACAGCGUGCACCAGAUGGGAUAUGUGCAUCGAGACAUCAAGCCGGAGAACAUCCUCAUCGACCGGACGGGACACAUCAAGCUGGUGGAUUUUGGAUCAGCUGCUAAGAUGAAUUCAAAUAAGGUGGAUGCCAAGCUCCCCAUUGGGACCCCAGAUUACAUGGCUCCAGAAGUGUUGACCGUGAUGAACGAGGACCGAAGGGGCACCUAUGGCCUGGACUGUGACUGGUGGUCUGUUGGAGUGGUUGCUUAUGAGAUGGUUUAUGGGAAGACCCCAUUCACAGAGGGAACCUCAGCCCGGACCUUCAACAACAUCAUGAACUUCCAGCGAUUUUUGAAGUUCCCAGAUGACCCCAAAGUUAGCAGUGAGCUCCUUGAUCUGCUUCAGAGUUUGCUGUGUGUCCAGAAAGAGAGACUGAAGUUCGAGGGUCUCUGUUGCCACCCUUUCUUUGCCAGAACCGACUGGAACAACAUCCGUAACUCUCCUCCCCCCUUCGUUCCCACCCUCAAGUCUGACGAUGACACCUCCAAUUUUGAUGAACCAGAGAAGAAUUCGUGGGUUUCAUCCUCUCCGUGCCAGCUGAGCCCCUCGGGUUUCUCAGGCGAAGAGCUGCCGUUUGUGGGGUUUUCAUACAGCAAGGCACUGGGGUAUCUUGGCAGAUCUGAGUCUGUUGUGUCGGGUCUGGACUCCCCUGCCAAGAUUAGCUCCAUGGAAAAGAAACUUCUCAUCAAAAGCAAAGAGCUGCAAGACUCUCAGGACAAGUGUCACAAGAUGGAGCAGGAAAUGACCCGGUUACAUCGCAGAGUGUCAGAGGUGGAGGCUGUGCUUAGUCAGAAGGAGGUGGAGCUGAAGGCCUCUGAGACUCAGAGAUCCCUCCUGGAGCAGGACCUUGCCACCUACAUCACAGAAUGCAGUAGCUUAAAGCGAAGUUUGGAGCAAGCACGGAUGGAGGUGUCCCAGGAGGAUGACAAAGCUCUGCAGCUUCUCCAUGACAUCAGAGAGCAGAGCCGAAAGUUACAGGAGAUCAAGGAGCAGGAGUACCAGGCUCAGGUGGAGGAGAUGAGGCUGAUGAUGAAUCAGCUGGAAGAGGACCUGGUGUCAGCCCGCAGACGCAGCGAUCUCUACGAGUCUGAGCUGAGGGAGUCUCGGCUUGCUGCCGAGGAAUUCAAGCGGAAGGCAAACGAAUGUCAGCACAAACUGAUGAAGGUAGUCAGCCACCCUCCAAGAGGGGACCCUGGGGGCACGGCCCUGGAUGAUCUUCACAAGAUGCAAGGCCACGCUGGCUUAACGAGUGCUAAGGACCAAGGGAAGCCCGAAGUGGGAGAAUAUUCCAAACUGGAGAAGAUCAAUGCUGAGCAGCAGAUCAAGAUCCAGGAGCUCCAAGAGAAGCUGGAGAAGGCUGUGAAAGCCAGCACAGAGGCCACAGAGCUCCUGCAGAAUAUACGGCAGGCAAAGGAGCGAGCCGAGCGGGAGCUGGAGAAGCUGCACAAUCGGGAAGAUUCUUCCGAAGGCAUCAAAAAGAAGCUGGUGGAAGCUGAGGAACGCCGCCACUCUCUGGAGAACAAGGUAAAGAGACUAGAGACCAUGGAGCGUAGAGAGAACAGACUGAAGGAUGACAUCCAGACAAAGUCCGAGCAGAUCCAGCAGAUGGCUGAUAAAAUUCUGGAGCUGGAGGAGAAACAUCGGGAGGCUCAGGUGUCAGCCCAACACCUAGAAGUACACUUGAAACAGAAGGAGCAGCACUACGAGGAAAAGAUCAAAGUGUUGGACAAUCAGAUAAAGAAGGAUCUGGCCGACAAGGAGAGCCUGGAGAACAUGAUGCAGAGACACGAAGAGGAGGCCCACGAGAAGGGCAAGAUCCUCAGUGAGCAGAAGGCGAUGAUCAACGCAAUGGAUUCUAAAAUCAGAUCCCUGGAGCAGAGGAUUGUGGAGCUGUCGGAAGCCAACAAGCUUGCAGCCAACAGCAGUCUCUUCACCCAGAGGAACAUGAAGGCCCAGGAAGAGAUGAUCUCAGAACUCAGGCAGCAGAAAUUUUACCUGGAGACACAGGCUGGGAAGCUGGAGGCCCAGAACCGAAAGCUGGAAGAGCAACUGGAGAAAAUCAGCCACCAAGAUCACAGUGACAAGAGUCGGCUGCUGGAGCUGGAGACAAGGUUGAGGGAGGUCAGCCUGGAGCAUGAGGAGCAGAAGCUGGAGCUGAAGCGGCAGCUCACCGAGCUGCAGCUGUCCCUGCAGGAGCGGGAGUCCCAGCUGACGGCCCUGCAGGCCGCCCGGGCAGCCCUGGAGAGCCAGCUCCGACAGGCGAAGACAGAGCUGGAGGAGACAACCGCUGAAGCGGAGGAGGAGAUCCAGGCACUCACGGCACAUCGAGAUGAAAUCCAGCGCAAAUUCGAUGCCCUUCGCAACAGCUGCACUGUCAUCACCGACCUGGAGGAGCAGCUGAACCAGCUCACCGAGGACAACGCAGAGCUCAACAACCAAAACUUCUACCUGUCCAAACAACUCGAUGAGGCUUCUGGGGCCAAUGAUGAGAUUGUGCAGCUGCGGAGUGAGGUGGACCAUCUCCGCAGAGAGAUCACCGAGCGGGAGAUGCAGCUCACCAGCCAGAAGCAAGCACAACUCAGUGCUACUGAUUUGCAGACGAUGGAGGCCCUGAAGACCACGUGCACCAUGCUGGAGGAGCAGGUUAUGGACCUGGAGGCCCUGAACGACGAGCUACUGGAGAAGGAGCGUCAGUGGGAGGCCUGGAGAAGCGUCCUCGGGGACGAGAAGUCCCAGUUUGAGUGUCGAGUUCGAGAGCUACAGAGGAUGCUGGACACAGAGAAACAGAGCAGGGCUAGAGCGGAUCAGCGGAUCACCGAGUCUCGCCAGGUGGUGGAGUUGGCGGUGAAGGAACACAAGGCUGAAAUUCUUGCUCUGCAGCAGGCUCUCAAAGAGCAGAAACUCAAAGCUGAGAGCCUGUCGGACAAGCUCAACGACCUGGAGAAGAAGCAUGCCAUGCUUGAGAUGAACGCACGGAGCUUACAGCAGAAACUGGAGACAGAGCGGGAGCUCAAGCAGAGGCUUCUAGAGGAGCAAGCCAAGUUGCAGCAGCAAAUGGACCUGCAGAAGAACCACAUCUUCAGACUGACUCAAGGGCUGCAGGAGGCGCUGGACCGGGCUGAUCUGCUGAAGACAGAAAGGAGUGACCUGGAAUAUCAGCUGGAAAACAUUCAGGUUCUCUACUCUCAUGAGAAGGUGAAAAUGGAAGGCACUAUUUCUCAACAAACCAAACUCAUUGAUUUUCUGCAAGCCAAAAUGGACCAGCCCGCUAAAAAGAAAAAGGGUUUAUUUAGUCGACGGAAAGAGGACCCUGCUUUACCCACACAGGUUCCUCUGCAGUACAAUGAGCUGAAGCUAGCCCUGGAAAAGGAGAAAGCGCGCUGCGCGGAGCUGGAGGAAGCCCUGCAGAAGACCCGCAUCGAACUCCGGUCUGCACGGGAGGAAGCUGCCCACCGCAAAGCCACGGACCACCCACACCCUUCUACGCCAGCCACUGCGAGGCAGCAGAUCGCCAUGUCUGCCAUUGUGCGGUCGCCCGAGCACCAGCCCAGUGCCAUGAGCCUGCUUGCCCCACCAUCCAGCCGCAGAAAGGAGUCGUCAACUCCAGAGGAAUUCAGCCGACGUCUUAAAGAACGUAUGCACCACAACAUUCCUCACCGGUUUAAUGUGGGCCUGAACAUGCGAGCCACCAAGUGCGCCGUGUGUCUGGAUACUGUGCACUUUGGACGCCAGGCAUCCAAAUGCCUCGAAUGUCAAGUGAUGUGUCAUCCCAAGUGCUCCACCUGCUUGCCCGCCACCUGUGGCCUGCCUGCUGAAUAUGCCACACACUUCACUGAGGCCUUCUGCCGAGACAAAAUGAACUCCCCAGGGCUCCAGAGCAAGGAGCCAGGCAGCAGCUUGCACCUGGAAGGGUGGAUGAAAGUGCCCAGGAAUAACAAACGGGGACAGCAAGGCUGGGACAGGAAGUACAUUGUCCUGGAGGGGUCAAAAGUCCUCAUCUAUGACAAUGAAGCCAGAGAAGCUGGACAGAGGCCGGUGGAAGAAUUUGAGCUGUGCCUUCCAGACGGGGAUGUAUCUAUUCAUGGUGCCGUUGGUGCUUCUGAACUUGCAAAUACAGCCAAAGCAGAUGUCCCAUACAUCCUGAAGAUGGAGUCUCACCCACAUACCACCUGCUGGCCUGGGAGAACCCUCUACUUGCUUGCACCCAGCUUUCCUGACAAGCAGCGCUGGGUCACCGCCUUAGAAUCUGUCGUCGCAGGUGGGAGAGUUUCUAGGGAAAAGGCAGAAGCCGAUGCUGCAUGUGACCGUACUUCCUGUGAGCGUCAGCCAGUGUGGGUUGAGAAAUUACUUGGAAACUCUCUGCUGAAACUGGAAGGCGAUGACCGGCUUGACAUGAACUGCACCCUGCCCUUCAGCGACCAGGUGGUGCUGGUGGGCACGGAGGAAGGCCUCUAUGCGCUGAAUGUCUUGAAAAACUCUUUAACCCACAUCCCAGGGAUCGGAGCAGUCUUCCAAAUUUACAUCAUCAAGGACCUGGAGAAGCUGCUCAUGAUAGCAGGGGAAGAGCGGGCUCUGUGUCUGGUGGACGUCAAGAAGGUGAAGCAGUCCCUAGCACAGUCACACCUUCCCGCCCAGCCUGACAUCUCCCCCAACAUAUUUGAAGCUGUCAAAGGCUGCCACUUGUUCGCUGCUGGCAAGAUCGAGAACAGCCUCUGCAUCUGCGCCGCUACGCCGAGCAAAGUCGUCAUCCUCCGCUACAAUGACAACCUCAGCAAGUACUGCAUCCGCAAGGAGAUAGAGACCUCUGAGCCCUGCAGCUGUAUCCACUUCACCAAUUACAGUAUCCUCAUUGGAACCAACAAAUUCUAUGAGAUCGACAUGAAGCAGUACACUCUUGAAGAGUUCCUGGACAAGAACGACCAUUCCUUGGCACCUGCUGUGUUCGCCUCCUCAUCCAACAGCUUCCCUGUCUCCAUCGUGCAGGCGAACAGCGCCGGGCAGCGAGAGGAGUACCUGCUGUGCUUCCACGAAUUUGGGGUGUUCGUGGAUUCUUACGGAAGACGUAGCCGCACAGAUGAUCUCAAGUGGAGUCGCUUACCUCUGGCCUUCGCCUACAGAGAACCUUAUCUGUUUGUGACUCACUUCAACUCACUGGAAGUAAUUGAGAUCCAGGCUCGUUCCUCACUGGGGACCCCUGCCCGAGCAUAUCUGGAAAUCCCAAACCCUCGCUACCUGGGCCCCGCAAUUUCCUCCGGAGCAAUUUACCUGGCCUCCUCAUACCAGGACAAGUUAAGAGUCAUAUGCUGCAAAGGAAACCUCGUGAAAGAGUCUGGCACUGAGCAGCACCGGGUGCCCUCCACCUCCCGAAGCAGCCCCAACAAGCGUGGCCCACCCACAUACAACGAGCACAUCACCAAACGUGUGGCCUCCAGCCCAGCGCCACCACCGGAAGGCCCCAGCCACCCCAGAGAGCCAAGCACACCCCACCGCUACCGAGACAGAGAGGGCCGGACAGAGCUGCGCAGGGACAAGUCCCCAGGCCGUCCCCUGGAGCGGGAGAAGUCCCCAGGCCGGAUGCUCAGCACGAGGAGAGAGCGGUCCCCAGGAAGACUGUUUGAAGACAGCAGCAGAGGCCGGCUGCCUGCGGGAGCCGUGAGGACCCCACUGUCCCAGGUUAACAAGGUCUGGGACCAGUCUUCAGUAUAAGUCUCAGCCAGAAAAACACUUCCUCAUCUCCGUCUGCAGGAAAACACCGCGCUCUGGGUCUCCACCGCAGGGGACCCCAGCACCCGUCUGCCCGGCCCGCAUUCGGCACAGCUGGGUCCAGAUUGUCCUUGGCACGGACACCCCUAUCUCCAAGGGGUGCGGAUAGCCAAGGCUCUUAGGCGCUGCCAGCGCUCAGUCCCCCCCUUGGAGGGGAGGGAGCACCUUCCUGCAGUCAUCUCUGCACUGUUAACUCUCAAGCAUUCACAGACUUUUGUACUUAGCUCCAGCCUGAACCCAUCCAUCACAAGGAAACCAACCCGGACUCAAACCGUGGCUGGAAGUCUACUGCUACUCUAAGAUCCUUGGGUUGGUUAGUUUUUUUCUUUGGUUUGGAUUUCUUUUUCCUCCUCCUCCUCCUCCUCCUCCUCCUCCUCCUCCUCCUCCUCCUCCUCUUCCUCUUCCUCCUCUUUUUUUUUUUAAUACAACAGAAUUCUUAGUAGAUUUGGAUAGCAAUGUAUUUCCUGUUGUAGUGGUUUUUAGCUAGAUCACACCAUCAGGUCUUUGCCACUGAAACGUAGCCUAGAAGAGUCCGUCCCCCACCCCACCCCCACCCCCCGUCGGUUGGUCAGUUGGCUAACCUCCCGUGUUCAUGUAGCUUCAGUCGUUCUUGUCCCGGUCCAUUCUCAUAGAUGGCCCUGUCUUACCCAGGGUGACAUUGUAGCCAAAUGUUUACCGUUCUCAUUGCCUUUUAUGGCCUUGACAACUUCCCUUCCCACCAGCCGAGAAUGUAUGGAGGGUCAACCAGGCCUCGGCUCAGAGGCAGUGACCUGGGGCCAAGGGACCUCAAGCUCUCCUCCCCUGCCGCUCAGCCUCAUCUACCCAGCCUGCUUCCCCAGCUUUCCGAGUAGCUUUGGCCAGGAAAGCGCGCAAUAGACUUGCUCCAAGCCCAGCAUUAAUAGGCCUUGGGGUUGGGGUUGGGACUGGGGCACCGCCCCCUGUCCUAGGGUCACUCCUCUGGGAUGAGGAGGAGAUCCGACUGGGAGCUCUGCAUGGCGGAUCGCUGCAUGUGCUGCCCCUGACCUGCCUGACUCCUCCCUGGGUUGCUCUGCCGAUGUAUUGCUGCCAUCCCAUAACCCCACCAAAUCAAGACCCUCUCGAUGACUUGUCAAUAAACCGGCCACAACAGGCUGCAAUCUGUAGCACUGAACAAGCAAACAAAAACAAACAAAACAAAACAAAACGCUCAAGCCUUACGACCAGAGAAGGAUUUCAGCAAACCACACUCCUCCCUCCGUUCUCCUCCCACUUUCCAGUUCCCUGCUGACUUCAAGGAUGACUGUGUGCUAACACAAAACCCAGCACGGUUCUACCCCAUGAAACUGUGACUUCCCAGAUGAGCCUCUCCCUAGGGCUGGACCUAAGACCAGGACACUGGAGAGAAGCCGCAGCUCAACGCUCCCAGCCCCACAGGGGCUGGCGAGUUCCCCUUAGGUGCAGUGCGGCUCACCCUGUCUCUCCACCCUCUUUAGAGCAGAAUUCCUGGCAACUGGAUAGAACCAACCAACAUAGAGGCUUUGCAGUCGGCAAGCUAACUAGCGGCCUUAUCUUUGCCUUUAAUCUCCCACAAGGCCUGCUUUGGAUUCUCCUUGACUCUUAGGCGUGCCUCCACAACUAAGGCACACCCUAGGUAGGCUGAAAGAUAGACCUGUCCCCACCGCAGCUGGUGACCAUGUCUGUGUUUUCAGCCCACGCGUCCACAGUCCAUGUCACUUCCCAGAUUACAACCCGGCCUAAAUGCCAACUCCUUCCUGCUCGUCUCUGACCUAAGUGCUUUCUCGUUUGAAACGCCUUUGACCCUCUACAUCCCGCUGUUGUGUUUUACAUGUUGCUUGGCGUCUUUGGGGUCAUGCCCCCUAUUCCCCGCCCACCCAGGGCAGAUCUGACUGGCUGUUUGCUGAAGUUUCUGUCUCUUGGUCCACAAGUAUUUGGAAUGGUCACUGAUAACUGGCCACAGUCUUGGCAUCUCAUUUAGGACCUCCACAAGAAAUGGGCACCUUGAGCCCUGACAAAACGGGCACCUUGAGCCCUGACAAGUGUAUAUUGCGUGUCUCAUCUGUGAAGUGCUUCCUGCUACAUAGAGCUAGCUCAACAGACUGUACAUAUUUACAAGAAACUUUAUAUUCGUAAAAAAAAAAAAAAAAAAGGAAAUUGAAUUGGUUUCUACUUUUUUAUUGUAAAAGGUGCAUUUUUCAACACUUUUGUUUUCAAUGGUGGUAGCUGUGGACAGCUGUCUCCACCGGAGUGGGGAACUCUGUGUGACCACCGAGACGCCAGCAGGAAAUAAUCGUAACCCGAAAUUGCAGUCAAAAGCUUAUAUUAGCAUCAAUAAGAUUCUAGGUCUCCAAAAAUUCAGGCUUUUUCUUCAUUACCUUUUUUAUUAAGAAUGAGGAGAACACAUGGGCGAUUCCAGAUCCACUUGAAAGGGAUGAAUCUGUUGUUAAACAAUAGUGAAAUAAA